UGAGAAGUGUGCAGCAGAGAGGGAAAUAACCAGAGAGAGAGAGGCCCAAGUGCAUCUUCAUGCUUGAGCAAAAAGGGGAAACUUUUUUCUGGUUCAUCUUUGGGGUUAUCGUGCAAUUACUUUGCUGCAGAUUUCUUCUUUCUCUUGAUAGUGUUUGGACAUCUCCACUGCUGUGUGAGUGCCAUGCCUUCUUACACGGUGACUGUCGCCACAGGCAACCAGUGGUUCGCCGGGACAGACGACUACAUCUAUAUAACCCUGGUGGGCACAGAGCAAUGCAGCGAGAGAACACUGCUGGACAAACCUCUGUACAAUGACUUUGAGAGGGGGGCGGUGGACUCAUAUGAAGUGAAUGUGGGGGAGAACCUGGGUGAUAUUGUGUUGGUGAAGAUUGAGAAGAAGAAGUACUGGGUGCAUGAUGACUGGUACUGCAGAUACAUCACAGUCAAGAGCCCGAGUGGAGACCACCUAGAGUUCCCCUGCUUCCGCUGGCUGGUGGAUGACAAGGAGGUGGUGCUCCGAGAUGGACAAGCACGUCUGCCUCAGGAUGAUAAGACCAGACUGGCCAAGCAGCACAGGCAGAAAGAGCUGGAAACGAGACGAAAAACUUACAGAUGGAAAGAAUGGCAACCAGGCUUCCCUAUGAGCAUAGACGCUAACAGACACAAGGAUUUGCCUCGGGACAUCCAGUUUGACAGUGAGAAAGGAGUGGACUUCGUACUGAACUACAGUAAGGCAAUAGAGAACCUGUUUGUGAACCAGUUCAUGCACAUGUUCCAGUCCUCCUGGAGUGACUUUGGUGAUUUUGAGACGAUCUUUGUGAGAAUCAAAAACACAAUUUCAGAGUAUGUGAUGCAGCACUGGAGGGAGGACUUCAUGUUUGGUUACCAGUUUCUGAACGGCUGCAACCCAGUCGUGAUCCGGAAAUGCACCAAACUUCCAGACAAGUUCCCUGUCACUCACGAGAUGGUUGCUGUCUGCCUGGAGAGAGAGAUGACUCUGGAGCAGGAAAUAGAGGCAGGUAACAUCUACAUAACAGACUACGAGGUUUUAGAUGGCAUCUGUCCUAACUGUACGGACCCGUGCACCCUGCAGUACCUGGCGGCUCCGAUCUGUCUUCUCUACAAGAACGCUCAGAACAAGAUCCUGCCUAUGGCCAUACAGCUGGGCCAGACUCCAGGGGAGGACAACCCCAUCUUCUUGCCCACUGAUGGUCAGUAUGACUGGCUCCUGGCUAAAAUCUGGGUCCGCUCGGCCGACUUCCAGGUCCACCAGACGGUCACACAUCUGCUCAGGACGCAUCUGAUGACCGAGGUCUUUGGUAUUGCCAUGUUCAGGCAGCUUCCUGCGGUCCACCCUGUGUAUAAGCUGCUUAUCCCACACGUUCGUUUCACCAUCGCUAUCAACACCAAGGCCAGAGAGCAGCUCAUCUGUGAGUGUGGCAUCUUCGACAAGGCCAAUGCAACGGGAGGCGGCGGUCAUGUCCAGCUGGUUCAGAAGGCCAUGAUGAAUCUGAACUUCAGAUCUCUGUGCUUCCCUGAUGCCAUUAAGGCCCGUGGUGUGGACAACAAGGAGGAGCUGCCCACCUACUUCUACAGAGAUGAUGGCUACAUGGUGUGGGAGGCUACCAAGAGUUUUGUGUCUGAUGUGGUGCACAUCUACUACAGCAGUGAUGAGAGGGUACAGGGAGAUGCAGAGAUCCAGGGCUUUGUCAAAGAUGCGUGCAGCUUCGGUAUGCAGGACUUCGAUCACUGCGAGUUCCCCAAGUCUUUGAAAUCACGCGAGGAGCUCAUAGAGUACCUGACUGUCGUCAUCUUCACUGCCUCAGCCCAGCAUGCAGCUGUCAACUUUGGACAGUAUGACUGGUGCUCCUGGAUCCCCAAUGCUCCAUCAACCAUGCGGAGGCCCCCUCCCACGCGGAAAGGUCUGGCAGAUGUGCAGCUGAUCAUCGAGAGCCUCCCUGACCGUGGGCGCUCCAGCUGGCACCUGGGGGCCGUCUGGGCCCUCAGCCAGUACCAGGAGAACGAGCUGUACCUGGGCAUGUACCCUGAUGAGCACUUUAUAGAGAAACCAGUGAAGGAGGCCAUGGAGAAGUUCAGGAAGCGGCUGAGAGAGAUAACCAGCAUCAUCAAGAGGAGGAACGAGGGGAAGAAGCUGCCCUACUACAACAUGUCCCCUGACAAGAUCCCCAAUAGUGUGGCUGUUUGAGGAA
This is a messenger RNA of Myripristis murdjan (pinecone soldierfish), 2212 nucleotides long. It is a transcript of the gene alox5a, whose product is annotated as arachidonate 5-lipoxygenase a. Gene Ontology annotation, biological process: lipid oxidation. The coding region runs from base 184 to 2208 and encodes 674 amino acids. Gene Ontology annotation, molecular function: iron ion binding; protein binding; oxidoreductase activity, acting on single donors with incorporation of molecular oxygen, incorporation of two atoms of oxygen. NCBI's taxonomy places the organism in Eukaryota, Metazoa, Chordata, Actinopteri, Holocentriformes, Holocentridae. The transcript is spliced from 14 exons. The record is from RefSeq and is a predicted model, not a curated record.